Danio rerio (zebrafish) is the source of this 835-nucleotide messenger RNA. NCBI's taxonomy places the organism in Eukaryota, Metazoa, Chordata, Actinopteri, Cypriniformes, Danionidae. The record is from RefSeq and is a predicted model, not a curated record.
AUCUGUGAUGUUACUUCCUGUAUCAUAGAUGGUUUGUAGACUCUUAAUGGUUUGCAGUGACUGUCAGCUAACUCUGAAAUUAGAGUAAAUCUAUUUUGAUAGCUAAUAAAAUGUUUUGUUAGUAUAUCCAUUUUACAUAAAAUAAAGUGUUUUGUUAAUGCGUCAUUUAAAAAAAAAAAUAAGUUGAACGGUGAUGGAGAACAUUUGAGAGUGCGAGUGUGAAAGAUUCUGUGUUAAAGUUCAGCAGGUCCUCAGCAAUGAAGUUUUCCUCCAGACUCCUGUUCGGGCUCCUCAUGCCAUGCCUUUAUUUCAGAGGUUCAAGUGAGUUGUCUGUGAAUCAGAGUCCAUCCAGCAUCACUGUGAAUGAAGGAGAGUCUGCUCAAAUCAGCUGCUGCUGGAGUACAUCCACACACAGUGUUAAAGUCGUUUGGUACAUCAAUGAGACAAAACUUUCAGAUCCAAAGCAGAAACUCCAAGAUCAUCAAAACAUGAACUGUUCAAUUCUCAACCUCACAAACAUACAGAAGAAUGAUACAGGUCAUUAUGUUUGUGAAGUUACUCAAGAUAUACCAGUCCUGGAAAAGAAGAACGGCACUGGAACACAGUUAUUUGUUGCAGUUAGUAAACUAGAUGCAACUAUGACUGGUAUGAUUCUUCUGUUUCUAGAAUAUUUUAAUGCAAAUUCCAGUCCCAAAAGUCAUACCAUCUGUUUAUCAUCUAUUCAAUAAUCUAAUUCUUCAGAUGAAGUUUCUCAUCUGCCUGAAACAACUGAGGCUUCAGACACAACAUUAGAUCCCAUGUCUUCAGCUCUAGUCAGCACAAUCGUCAUGUCCAC